Coniophora puteana RWD-64-598 SS2 is the source of this 324-nucleotide messenger RNA. RefSeq lists its product as uncharacterized. Lineage: Eukaryota; Fungi; Basidiomycota; Agaricomycetes; Boletales; Coniophoraceae. Gene Ontology annotation, molecular function: transcription corepressor activity. The coding region runs from base 1 to 324 and encodes 107 amino acids. The transcript is spliced from 3 exons. The record is from RefSeq and is a predicted model, not a curated record.
AUGGGAGAUAGUCAUCAGCACCCCAACGCGCACCCGCCAGACUUUGUACACGCAUCUUGCACUUCCCCAUUGUGGAGGCCGCACGAGAGCGCCAAGGUCAGAUCGCGUAUGGUCAAGUAUGGCGUGGAGAAGACGGGGUCGUUGGAGCAGAUUUUCUACUGUCCGGUCCAUACGAAACUACCCGUCGGGCAGCUCCACAAGUUUGCCUGCGGACAGCUUGAUCAUCUUGACAAGUGCCAUCCACCAUCGAGCAAAACCGUUCACGACGAUAGCACCAGUAAUCAUCAGAUGCCAGCGCAGGUGCGGAUCGGGAUGGCAUUAUGA